Messenger RNA from Arachis stenosperma, 2142 nucleotides. RefSeq lists its product as uncharacterized. NCBI's taxonomy places the organism in Eukaryota, Viridiplantae, Streptophyta, Magnoliopsida, Fabales, Fabaceae. Bases 1 to 2142 code for a protein of 713 amino acids. The transcript is spliced from 4 exons. Gene Ontology annotation, molecular function: zinc ion binding. The record is from RefSeq and is a predicted model, not a curated record.
AUGGCCAUCACUGACGAUGCAAGCAUGCAGCGGAUGUUCUGUAUUUAUCAACAAACCCGAUUUCAGGUGCCGCUAAUAGAGUUGUACGUUGAGUUUGAACAGCAUACGGGGGUGGACGAGUUUGACGAGGAGGUCAACAUUAACGAGUUUGGGGAUAUAGGCUGGGAAGAAGAUAACGACGACAGUGAAGAGGAGUUCGAAGCUAACUAUGAAGUCGAUGACGAAAACGAUGACGGAGAUCUGGCCGGCAAUCCGGCGGUGCCAAAUGAAGCGCAUGCUGUUAUAAGCCAGCAGCCGUUUGGUGUUCCGUCUUUUAUGCGGACUCUUGAUCUCGAAGCCAUACAUGCCCCAGAAUUUCCUGAGUGGGGCAACGUUGCGGCCGAAGAUGGUGAAUUCAGUGUCGGAAUGGAAUUUGGCUCUAGAGAGUCGGUGAUAUCUGCAAUCAAAAGCUACACUAUGUCUAGAGGAGUUGAUUACACUGUGUAUGAGUCUGAGCCGCAGACAUUCUAUGCGAAAUGCAAGGGUUAUGGUGCCGGGUGCGAUUGGCUUAUCCGAGCUAGUUUGAUUCGAAAGAAAGCUUGUUGGGAGAUCAGGAGAUACAAUGGCAAACACACGUGCACCAUGGGAACUAUCUCGCAAGAUCAUGCCAAGUUGGACUCAGACACAAUUGCAGAUGCCAUUAGGCCGUUGGUGGAAGCAGAUCCGUCCAUAAAGGUGAAGUCUAUUAUUGCAGAAGUUCAGUCAAAGUUCAACUACACUAUCAGUUACCGCAAGGCUUGGUUGGCAAAGCAGAAAUCUGUCGCAAAAGUUUUUGGUGGUUGGGAGGUUUCUUACCAGACUCUGCCAAUUUGGCUGAAAGCAAUGACUGCAAAGAUGCCAAGGUCUCGUGUUCAAAUAAAGACGCUCCCUGUUUACCGUGAGAGUGAGGAGGUUCAAGGUGUAAGAGUUCUUCAUCGCGUUUUUUGGAGCUUCUAUCCGUGUAUAGUAGCAUUCCGACACUGCAAGCCACUGGUGCAGGUUGAUGGCACACACCUAUACGGUAAAUAUAAAGGUGCGCUUCUAGUUGCCGUUGCACAGGACGGGAACCAGAACAUUGUGCCUAUUGCGUUUGCAAUAGUCGAGGGUGAGACGGCAGACGCGUGGGAGUUUUUCCUAAGCAACCUGCGGAGAUAUGUUGUUACCAUCGAUGGCGUCGGCAUUAUUUCUGACCGCCAUAACUCCAUCGACGCAGCAAUAGCUCGCAGCAACGGUGCAUGGUCACCGCCAAGAGCGUGGCACAUGUACUGCAUCAGGCACAUCGGUUCCAACUUCUUAAGGAGGUUCAAGGCUCCGUAUUUGCAUAAACUCGUGGUUAACACAGGAUAUUCUAGGACGGAGCAAGAGUACAACAAAAACUACCAAAGGCUGAGAGAGCGGGCUGAGGCGUAUGCGCAAUGGUGUGAUGAGAUCGGUGUUCAGAGAUGGGUGUUGGCAUUCGACGGGGGUCAUCGUUGGGGACAUAUGACGACAAACUUGGUAGAGUGCAUAAAUUCUGUCCUGAAGGGUGCACGCAACCUUCCUGUGACUGCCAUUGUCAGAGCCGCGGCUCAUGAGCGUGUCCGCAAUGGAUUCACAUAUUCAGAAUUUGCCACCAAAAGAGUCGAAGAAAGUUUUCGACGUGCAGGCAACAUUGUGGUCAAUAGGUUCGACAGGCGCAACGAGAUGUUUGAGGUUCGCGAAAUGCAAGAUGGUUCCAUUCACACUGUUAAUCUCGCGCAACGACACUGCGAUUGUGGCCAUUUCCAGGUCGAGCGACUCCCAUGCCGCCACGUCCUUGCAUGUUGCGCCAACCAGCGUCUUGAUUGGCAAAUAUAUGUGCAUGAUGUGUACAAAAUGUCCGAAAUUUGCAAGGUCUACAGAGGCGAGUUUGUCCCGAUGGGUGACCCAUCUACGUGGGCUCCGUAUGAAGGAGCGAAGGUGAUCGCGAAUUGGACAUUGAGGCGCGCGACGAAAGGAAGACCCAAGUCAACCCGCUACUUGAAUGAGAUGGAUUCGCGGGACAUGCGUCGUCCUCGCCGGUGUACUAUUUGUGGACGGGAGGGAGAUAGCCAGAGUCGAUGUCCGCAGCGCGCAGAAUCAAGCUCUGCCAGGAAUCAAGCUUGA